This is a messenger RNA of Aspergillus thermomutatus, 2232 nucleotides long. RefSeq lists its product as uncharacterized. Lineage: Eukaryota; Fungi; Ascomycota; Eurotiomycetes; Eurotiales; Aspergillaceae. The transcript has 3 exons. Bases 1 to 2232 code for a protein of 743 amino acids. The record is from RefSeq and is a predicted model, not a curated record.
AUGAACUUCCAUAGUCGCCACUUCGUGGCUCGACGUUUAUUUAUUCCCGCCGAUCUCGGCGGUGAGAGGAGAAACAAUGGCCGUUACGAGCAGUUCAAGUAUCACUACUGGGGUUAUUCAAAGGCCCCGGCCAAUCUCCAUGAGAUCCAGCCAUCGAGGGCUAGCAUCCUGUCGGCCCAUCGUCAAAAUGCAAACGGUAUAUCAAAACGACCUCUGCGUCCUAGACAGCUGUGCUUGCUUCGAGACGAGGGAGGAAUUGUGAUUGUAAACGUCAGCGAAUGGGAGGCAGUGCAUGGAAGCAUCGAGUACUUGUUCAUAUGCUAUACCACCGAACAGUUCAGUCACGAGUUGAAUGAAGACAUGGAUGAGCUUCAUCGCAUUGCCGAGGCUGCAACAAGGACAGCUGGAGUCGCUGCUUAUUGGCUCGCGUGCAGCUGCAUGCCCGAGGAUGAGGAACAAUUUGAAGAUGUCUACCGGAUCAGCGACGUCGUCCGGGGUGCCCAUGCCCUAGUGGUGAUUAUCGGCCCUCCUCCUGGUUUUAGCCCAGACGCAAGUGAAAUGCUCCGUCAUCUGGGAAGUAGGAUGUGGACCUUCCCAGAGGUUCUCCUGAGCUCAUCGAGGCACCCUAUUUCAAUAUACACGCGUGGUUGUGCCCCGGAUUCCUUCCGGACUCUGUCCAAGCGGAACUUUGCGAUCGAAGCCUGGGGAGACGCUCCUGUCUCAAGACAGCUUAUCGAUCAUUAUGAAGCAUCGAUUAUACUCAGUCCUCUGGAGCUGGUCUCCGUUGCCUUGCAAUGCUUUCCGAAUCGUGACACCACGGCGUACUAUCCAGGAGACCUUUCAUACGCUCUCAUGGGGCUGUUACGACGCCGCCCAAAUGUUAACCAGAAUGACUCGGCUUUUGAAGCCUUUUGUCGACUCUCUUUGGCCAACGACAGCGAUCAGCUGAUUGAGCGGCUGAUAUGCAUGCUCCCUCGAAAGAACGACCGACCCUGGCAUGAAAUAGACGACUUCUGGGACAGUAAUCUCUGGGACAUUGAGCCUCUUUGCCAAGUCGUCGGUCUCGGGGGCGAAGAUACUGUGAUCCUAAGUGGUGCCUUUGGUGCCCCGAUACGCUGGAAAUCCUUCGAGCCGGUAAACCUUUUGAUGCGCAACACAGUGAGACGUUGGGUGGCCAGAGCUGUCCUUCGCAGUACUCCUCUUUGGCUCUUUACAGGCGUUGUCUCUUUGCUAGCAAGCAGUCUGUCCAAAGGAAUCACUUUGCUCACAAUGAUUGGGUGGAUAUUUACAGGCCUCUAUAUCUUAGUCAUGUUGGCUUCUCCGUAUCUCAUCUACUAUCUAUAUGUUGGCAAGACAUGGGCGGCGCAGCCAUGGCUGUUCGGAUUCGAGGGCUACAUGGACAUUGGUGAGAUUGAGACACUCAUCUUCGGUAUCAAUCUUGGCCGAUUGAAGUGGAGUCCAUAUUCUAGCGACCUCUCGCUGCAUGAAGCCCAGAACGGCGAGUGCGCGGGACAAGAUCCAACGCGCAGACAAUCCACCGCACAGUUUGUGUACGCUGCCCAGAAUUCCCAGUAUGGAGAGCUCAAGCUCUUCACCUUGAUCGACACCAAUACCUUGACCGUCACCCUAUUCCGGGCCGUCCGCCCACCGGUGGCAAUGCUGCUCUGCGGCAGUGAGGGUGGCAUGCAGCGAGCUCUGCUAUGUUCUUAUGACUGGAAAUCCCAGACCCUCUACCGUGAAAGUGUCCUGCAGGUGGACACGCUCGUCUUGGACCGGAUGUCACGGGUGGAUCGAUUUCGGCUUGGGUUGAAAAGGUCUGUGGCGGAGACGAUAACGGCAACAGCACCCCAAUACCCCAAGGGCGAUGACACAGCAGACUUCGGCCACUUUGUGAGCAAUGAAGACGAGGAACUUGAUCUCGAAGAGGCUGUCGAGCCCUGGCAUAAGUACGAUAUAAAGAAAACUUCACAUGUCUCCUAUCCCAUUUGUGUCGGAGAAGUGCUCAAUGAGAGAUACCUGGUAGAGCAUAAAAUCGGGUCUGGAUGCUUGUCCACUGUCUGGAUGGCCCACGACAUUCGGGACAAGAAGGAUGUAGCCCUCAAAGUGAUGUCUUCGGGAGAAUGGGGAGAAACCGAAAUCCGCGUGCAGGACAAAUCGUCCAAAAUGUACAAGAUGCCUCUCUCCACGAUCUCAAUAGAAGUCCCAAAUACGAGGCGCUCGGCCGGCCACUAA